CGUGAUUAGGGUAACUUAGGUGGGUGUAGUAAUCACCAACAAAUGGGCUUAAAACAGCGUCGAAAAAUGGGAUGCUCUGAGUGGCUUGCACCCCCAUCUUACAGACUAUACUAAUAAGAUGACAAUAACCAGCGUCCGCCGCAGGCCCAAGCCCAAGACCAAAGGAAAAACCCCCGGCUCCCUCUCUCAUGGCCGCCCACCGACCGCCACCAGCAAACCCGCUGCGUCCCUCUCCGCCAAAGCAACACGCACCCUCAUCCGCGCCCACCACCAGCUCCACAAAGCCCGUGCCCGCGCCCUCGCUGAGAACAACGAAGCGCUCGUGCACGACCUGGACAGGCAGAUCGCGGCACAUGGCGGGCUCGAGGGCUACCAGCUAGCCAGCAAGAAGGGCCAGUCGAAGGAGCGGGGCGGUGAUUCCAGCAAAGUGCUUGUGGACUGGUUGGCGCCUGUGUUUGAGAAGCUGCACCUGCAGCGGCGGAAACUGCAGAAGGAACAGGGCGGCGGUGAUAAAGAAGAGGGUUAUGAUGGAAACGGUGACGCAAAAGUCGAAAGGCGAGAGGAGAAACCACAACCAAAACCAAAACCACGACCACGACCGUGCGCGCAAAUACGGUUACUCGAAGUCGGCGCGCUGAGUACCUCCAACGCCUGCUCGCGCGUCGGCUUGCUGGAUGUCACGCGGAUUGACCUGCAUUCACAGGAGAAGGGCAUCCUGCAGCAGGAUUUCAUGGAGCGCCCAUUGCCCGCAUGCGAGGAGGAAAAGUUCCAUAUCAUCAGCCUAUCGCUGGUGUUGAACUAUGUCUCGGAUCCGGCGGGGAGGGGGGAGAUGCUACGGCGGACAACGGCGUUUUUGACGCCGCCGCCGCCGCUACUGCAGCCGUUUACCGGGACGGUAGGGGAUGCGGCAUCAGGAGACGUUUCGGAUACACAGCCUAGUAGCAGCACAUAUUUACCGUGUUUAUUUCUCGUCCUGCCCGCGGCGUGCGUGCUGAAUUCCCGGUAUUUUACCGAGGGACGGCUGCGGACUAUCAUGGCGAGCUUGGGGUAUAAGAUGGUGCAGAGGAAGGUGACGUCGAAGCUUAUAUAUUACCUUUGGGAAUAUAACGUUGCUAAUGCAACUACUACUGCUGCCGCUGCUGUUUUUAAGAAGGAGAUGCUGAACCCCGGUGGGAAUAGGAAUAAUUUUACUGUUACUCUAGGUUAGGUUCUUUAAGAUAUGGAAAGGGCACAUCGCCUCACAGCUAGCCACAAGCUUUCAAUUAUAGACGCUUGUGUAUACAAUCAAUAGUUUGCACAUAGACAAUUGACAGGAAGUUUGUUCCAUCUUGAUUGCUCAUAUGCCAUUCAUAACUCGUAUAACCUUAAGGGUUAGUCGAUCAUCCCAAUCAGGAAGACCGCCAUCAGAUAUUCCCCUAUAUCUCUCCACAAAAAAAAAAAAAAAAAAGAAAAAAAAGAAAAAGAAAAAAAAAACGAACUCAACUCAACCCAAUCCUCUCCCUCGGAAUGAACGCCCACACCGUCCCUACAACCGCCAUAACCGAACAAACGCCCAACAACACCCAAUCCACCACCCUCUCCCAAAACGGAAUACUGCUCCCGAAUAUCCUGAGAUAAAACGCCACCGGCAGGAUGAUGCAGAUGGUGAUGCACAGACUCGCGCCGAUGAAUGCCAUGAUGCGGUCGAAGUAGGGGAAGACGAUGGCGGUGAAGGUUAUUAUGCAGAUUGUUAGGAUGCGGGCGAUGGAUUGGACGGCUGUGCGGAGGAAGGGGCUAGGUGAGUGGGUGUGGGUGUGGGUGUGGGUGUGGGUGUGGGUGUGGGAUUUGGGAUUUGGGAUUUUGCUUGUUUUUGUGGUGGCGGUGGGAUGGCGGGGGUGGGUGGAGGCCGCAGAGGGAUUCAGCGGUGCUUACUAGGGGGCGGCAGCUGGGGGUUUGGGAAUUCUCGUGGUUAACUUGUUUGUUGUCCCGGUAAGAUGGAUAGGGGGAAGUAAGUACUUACCUAAGAGGUACUUUGGUCAAUGGGAUGAUUGCGAUGAAAGCCACGAUACAGACUGAUAGCCAGUUGGGGUAUCCGGCUGUUCGGAGAAUGUUGGAUGUGAUUUCGUCUCUGACAUUAGGGCCAAACAUGAGCCAGCCAGCAACGGCCAUGGCUAGGUCUAACAGAAACUAUACAAAGGCAGAUAGAUUUAGCCUAAUGUUGCAAGUAGUGCAGGCGGUGGAUAGGUAGAGGACUAACCGUGAAGAUAUAGGUUACCCAAAGACUCACACCGUACUUAUGCGGGUGUCUCAUGUCUUUAUAGAUGUUUGGAAAGACGCUGUGGCCGCCCCAGGGAGCUGGAAGCAUAUGGAAUGUUUAGUACACGAGGUCAAGGAAUUAUCCCAUAGCCGGUUUCUGUAUGGAGAGACUUACACAUGAUUAGUCCAAAUGAAAGUGGAACAGCGCUCCAGUUUUCAGGAAGAAGUGAUGUCCGCGCAGGAUCACGAAGGGAGCCUGGUGACUCUGGUUUGAUGAUGCCAUCAACAAAAAUAAUCAGAACAACUUUUUCAUUGAUUGAUUUGUUAGCCAUGCUCCAAAAAUUAGAGUGUAGGAGAGUAGUUAAGGGGAGGGAGGGCUUUGCGGUGCCCCUCAAUAAAACUUACUAG
Messenger RNA from Blastomyces gilchristii SLH14081, 2643 nucleotides. RefSeq names its product nucleolus protein. Gene Ontology annotation, molecular function: rRNA (adenine) methyltransferase activity. The record is from RefSeq and is a predicted model, not a curated record. The transcript has a single exon. Gene Ontology annotation, cellular component: nucleolus. NCBI's taxonomy places the organism in Eukaryota, Fungi, Ascomycota, Eurotiomycetes, Onygenales, Ajellomycetaceae. The coding region runs from base 119 to 1207 and encodes 362 amino acids.